CGCUCCAAUCGGAGGCUCCCAGGCCAGGAGGGAAGCGGGCGAUGCCCCAGCGCGCUCCCGUUCCAAGGGGAAAGGAGGGGCAGGGAGGCUCCCAUUGGCCGAGCCCGGGCGCCGGAGCGGCUCGGAGCGCAGCGGGCUGGGCCCGGCGACUGGCAGCAGCGCGGGGGGAGGCUGCUUUGUUGGGGCUGGGUCGGGCGGCGGCGGCGGCUGCUGGCCCUGGCAGAGAGCUCAAGACUACGAGCGCACAGCCUGUGAAGGGAAGGAGUGCUGCGUAAAUGGCCUUGGAUGUGGAAAAAUCCAGUUCUGAAGCCUCACUGAAUGUGAAAGCCAAGUCCUAUGGUAGGUGGAACUACACAGAACUAGAGCGCGACUGCCCUGAGUUAGUUAGUGUGCACCAGCUUUUAGAAGCCGAGGAAGUGACGUCAUCCCCCAAAGGAACUGAGGAUGUGCCAAUGGAUGGAACAGGCCACAGAGUAACUGGUGUCUGCCAGAGAAACUCCAGCCAUUGUAAAGUCUCUCUAACGCCUUCUUCCAGGUUUUCCAGAGCAAAAGCAAAAGCAACGUAUGUGGAGAGACAGCCAUUAACUGAUUGCUACCACGAGUGGCGCGAUUUACCCCAUCGCUUUAGCGGAACUCUUUUCCACCCUAGAGGCCAGCAGUGUUUCAAGCCGAUGAAAAUGGUGGAAUGUCCGGGCAGUAAGGAGCAGCUUCCGAAUGCCCCUGCGCUCCAGCCAGCACUGCAGAGCCCAGCGAUGGACGCUAACGUUUACAGCUCCAGUUGCGAGUCCCUUCCUGACCUAAAUGCGGACCGGGGGAGCCAAGCGUCGCUUUCCCUUUCUUCAGCCACGUUGAAGUCUUUGCCUGCCGGAACACUCCCCAGUUUUGGUACAGCAAUCCCAGAGUUUUCCAGAUCGAGCCUUUCCACCCCGCUUUCAGGAGAGGACGACUUUGAACAGCAAGAGAGGAGAUCAAGCUUUCCAGCUCGGAGGGAUUUUCCUUCUUGUGGAGUCGUCCCCUCUCGGUAUCGGCACAGUCGCUCUGCUCCAGUUGAUCCCAUGCUCAGCACACGCAGGCGGUUAAACCCUCUCUUUGAUGUCUGUGCAAUUGUGGAACAAGAAAGAAAGAAGUCGUCAUUUCAGGCUGAUUAUUGGGCAUGCGCAAUACCUGACUCUCUACCCCCGUCUCCAGACCGGCAGUCUCCACACUGGAACCCUAACAAAGAGUACGAGGACUUGCUUGAUUACACUUACCCACUGAAGCCAAAGUACAAACUUGCAAAGAAUCCCCAGGCUGUGAUGCCUGAACCCUUCUUCCAUGACUCUGGUGUCGAUCUGGACAGCUUUUCUGUUUCGCCCGAGAGCACUUUGAAAAGUAUCAAUGCGCCGGGUGAGGAUCAACAUGCUUCCGGGGGCAACGUAUGCCCGAGGGAGGAGUGCGGGAUCUCAGCGGAGAGAUUUUCAACUCCUUUGUUCAAGACGCCGGGGUACUUAGGAGCAGUUCCUCACCAUGGACCUUCACCGAUCGCCAAAGUGUCCUUUGCUGAAUGUGAUGCCGCUGCCCCCGAAGCGGAUCCCGUGAAAGGGUUUGCCAAGAGUUUGCCUGCUUCUGAGUGUGCUGGGUCGAGUUCACAUGACCCGGCUCACAUCGAUGGGAGGGGCUGGGGGAGUCGAGGAGAUGAACACUUUCCAAAGGGUCAGGUGAGGACAAAGAGCGCUGGUCAUUUUGUACCCACUACGCACAUAUUGCCACUGAAAAAAGCCUGGGAGAAGGAUGAAGAAUUUCUUUCCCUGCCUCCCAGAAUCAAGGAGCUAGAAGGUUUGGCUCAAUACUUGUCUGAUCUUUCACUGACUAAAGGGAGACUGGGGAAUGAGCAUUUGCUACAAGACCUUCCGUGCUACAGUGGCAGCAAAGGGCAGCUUUCCUCUAAAUGUGUUGAAGAUCAAGGCAGCACAGAAAGCAAAUACAGAGUUCAGGGCAGAGAGGCUUUUGUUCUGUGUCCCCCACACAACUCUCAAAAACCUUCUACAGAAAAUGUUGAGUUGAGUAGCCAGGACCACAGGGAACCUGUAAGCAGACUGGCAACACCCUCCGUCAGGGACAUGCUAGAUGGGAGAUCCUUCUCUGCACUGGAGAGGGAAGGGUGGUGUUUGACAGAAGAGAAGGAGUCCCUUGCACAGUGUGUUAAGAUAUUUUGCUGUCAGCUAGAAGAGCUAAUUCAUUGGCUGUAUAAAGUAGCAGAAGUUACAGACAAUUGGAUUCCACCUAAAGCAGACAUUGAAAGUGUGAAGACCUCUCUACGUCGUUACCUGCAAUUCAAGAAAGACGUCAGUGACCACCAGAUGCUGACAGAGAGUGUGUUACAAAGGGGCGAAACUCUCCUGAGCUGUAUGGCAUCAAAUUCACCAGUUUUAAAGGACGCCCUUGGAUUGAUUGCAAAACAAUCAGAAGAACUUGAAAGCCAUGCAGAACGUUUGUAUGAAUCGGUUUUGGCAGCCACGGAUACCAUUGGGGGUGACAGCCUGAUAAACGGUUGCCCGGGCAAAAGAAGCUAAGUGGGUGAUACCUCUAGCAAAGAUGGAGUUUGUCAGUCGAUCUUUGGAUGCAUGAAGGAUGAGAUCCAGCAAGGCACUCUGAGCAAUAACAUUUUCAACUUUUAUAAAAAUGUCCAAGUGAAAUUGAUCACUGAGUGUUACUCGGCAGUAUGAGGAAACUUUUCAUCACUGUUUGUGAAGUAAAAGCUGUGCCCAAGUGUCAUUUUAAUUACUAUGCUUUUAUUUAAACGAAUUGGGCUGUUUAAGUUGUUGUAGCAGGGAAAGAAAUACAGGUGCUGUUCAAAUAAGCACUCACCGCUUUCCCUUUAGUAGUAGUUUGUUCCAUUUUAAGUGUGAAUUGUCAGGAACCAUGACUUUUUAAAAUGAGAAGUCCAAACACAGUACCCACAUUGUUUGUGAUCUAUUGCCAUGCUACACAAUUUAACUUCACGUAAAGCUGUGUGGUUUGUUUUAUCGUUGUUUAUUUUUGUUUACUCUAAAAUUUCUCUUCAGCAAUUUAUGAUGGUUUGUCUCUGUUCAAAAGCAGCAACGGUUGAUGGUAGCUAGCUGAAGUAAAUAAAAGUUGACUGAUUGCUAGUUAUCCUCGCCUUACUGGAUACAGGGAAAGAACCCGGCCAAUGCCAGACACUUACUGACCUUUUCCUAGCACACUGCCAUCAGAGGGGGAUGGGUUGCUGAGAACUGAGCUCCAUACAAAUGUGUAUAUUAAAAAAUGUUUCUCUGUAGCCAUUCAGGUGCACUCUACCAUGGAGUAGGCCUCUUUUCUUUUGCUGCGCUAAUGUGGACUGGACAAGAAGCAGGUGCAGAAGACAAGUUUGAGAAAUCCUUACAUGAUCUUGUCAGUAACAUGAAGUAAAGGUGUAGUGGCAGGUGAUAACUAUUUGGUGGGAUAGUACAGAUCCUUUGUUUCCCUGUAAAAGGAGACAGGUUCUCUUCCAUCUUUUUAAAGUAAUGAAAUGGUUGAUGUAGAGAUUACAAGAACAUCACAGGGUACAUUGGGCUGUGCCUUCUAAACACAGCCCGAGCAGCCAGGAGGGUGGACAGUAGUAGCUUUAAGCUGCUUUUGCUUUGCCUGGGUUCUGGGCUCUACUGCUCCAGUAUAAAGUUAAAGCAUCCCUAAGGGUGGUUCAAACUGUAGCAGUCUCCCCACAGCUGCCUCCAGGCUGAACUCUGAUGACCAUGCUCACCACUGCAGUCUGCAAGGAAAGGUGGCAUGAAGCCUAUGACAGCCUGGUAGAAUUUAGCUCUAGUCCCUUGUAGCACCUGAUUAACUUCUGCUGCAGUAUGCAGGGCAAAGCCCUGAAGCACUCCACAAAAAUGCAAUGAUUUUCUGAUGAUUUCAUAACCUUUUGAAAACUUGCUGUGCUAUGACAUGACUGGUAAAGGCAAAGUUAGUCCCACACUGCUGAAGGUCUGUAAACUCAGCUCUGACAGACAAGGCUUUUAUAGCAUGGAAACACUCCUCAAAGACAUGCUGUAAUCUUGUAAUUAACAAAUCUUCAGUCUUACUUAGAGAUCUGCAGAAUUAGCAAGAGUACCCAAACAGCAUCACCCCAAAGCCUUCCUGAUCAUUUUUUAAUAGCACACUAAUCCCUGUAGCUUGAUUGAAUACAUUGAUCAAAUGUGGAGCUCAACUCUGAGUCAAGAGAUGAUCAGCAAAAUAAGAGAGCAGCCUUUGCUCUGCCUUACUGGAUGUUACCAAGAUUUUUCUUUUCAUGUUGUUGUGAGGGGACACCUUUGAAAGCCACACCUCCUAGAGAACAUCUCAGCCCUUGACAUCUUUGCUCCCAAGUGUUUGCCUGCAGGUAAGAUUUUUCAAACACCCCGAAAUCCCUUCCCAUUUCUUUUCACACAAUUGAAGCUUGAGAUGGUUUGGGCUUGAUCUUUUCCAGGAAAAUUAGACAACCUGAACUUAGAGCAUGGGAGCAACUUUAGAAAGCAACUGUUGGCUUUUUGUGUAAAGUAGCGACAAGGACAUUUUUCCUUUUGCAGACACUUUAAGAGAUACAACAGCAAGGUAGGCAGUGGGCUAAAGCAGAACUUCAGUGGUUCCAAGCAGACUACAACCAAUUAACCACUUCAAUUACCUUUAAACAAACUGACUGCUAUUUAACCGUCUUCAGAUCUAGUAUGCAUCAGUUCCUCAUCCUCCAUUCUUGUGAAGAUUAUUUUUGUGGAUUAUACAUUGAUAGGGGAUAAUAGCAUACUUGGAAAUAUUAAGCAUUUCUUUAACAGUAGUAGUUUGUUACAGAAUCCUAAGCCUUAACAUUUUCACUACCUUGAGGUAGGCAAAUGUAGCUUUAAGUAGUGAAUUUCAAAACAGUGGGUUAGUAUAUUGAUUUAUGCUCUAAGUUACAGGAAUUGCUUCCAAACCCAGAAUGGGCUGAGUAGAUUGGAUCAUUUACAUUUAAAAAAGGCUCCAGAGAUAGAGAAGCUGGUGCCAGCCCUGCUUUUGAAGGAGAAGUCAAGUUCUGUUCAGUUUCGUCUUCAUAACUUAGCUUCUUAAACUUUUCCUGAUUGAGCAAGCAUUUCAUAGCAAUGACACGGAGGCAGGGCAGUGCCUUGACAGAAGGAGGUAACUACCACACAACUGUAAUAGCUUUUUACUCACUAGAGAUGCUCCCCACAUAUAUUCAGUUUACACUUGAAGUAAGGUUGAGGUACAGGGGUAAGCCCUAGUAGUGAAAGAAAAACAAAUUACACUUCAAUAGCUCCAGUGCUCAGAAUGGAAGUGAAACAAUAGGAUAACUUAAGUUUAAAUAUUCAGCAGUUAAGUCACUUGCAGCCUUUUCUCUCUAGGAUUACCAAGAAGCAUAGCUGCUUCUACAGGUUGAACCUCUUAGUCUGGUAUACUACAGGAGGUCAAUAUUCUUUAGAAACAUUAAAACACAUCCACUUUAUACUGGACUCUUAGACCAGGCCUGCACUAGACUUGGCAACUCAGCUUCAGGUAUGCAACUCUAGCUACAAACAGAGAGGCUGAUGGGAGCAAACACUCCUGUUGGCUUCCCUUAUACCCUGCAACAGGAGGAAUACCUGCUGCCAGUGGGGUAUCCUUGAGUUAAAUUUAGCAAGUCUGAACUAGACUUUAAAUCAAACUCUAGAAAAAUCUAUCAUUGUAGCAGCAAUCUUCCUUUUACUAUAGGCAACGCCAUAGACCUUUAGGGGUAAAUCAGAAUUAAACAGCACAGAACAGCAAGGCCUAGUGUCUGUAAAAAAGCUUUAAGGGAUUACAGGAAGCUUGGACCUUGACUAGCUUAAAUGCCAGACCACAGAUGUUGCUGGACCAGAGUGCACUGGACUAAGGAAGUUGAACCUGUAGUAGAAAAGGGAAAUGUCUCUGCAAGAGACACAAGGGGACAAAUCUUCUAUCUCCAAAUGUAGAAGCCAGCAGUAUGAUUUGGAGGGAAACUGAGUUACUUCCUGUUUACUUAUCUGCAGCCUUAAAAAAAACACCCUACUUUCUAGCUUUGAAACAGGUCAGUUUCUUGCUCAGAAAUGUUGACAGUAGCUACAAUGGAAUUCUGAUCCAGCCUGUGGGGAACAGCUUAAGGCUCCAAGGAAGAACCUGGUACAGAUGUGUGACCCACAGAAACAGCAGAGAUAUGUUACCUAUGACAUACUUGAAGGUUAGGGGAAUGAAAAGGAAGUGAAUCUCUUCCAAUAUGUGAGUAGAAGAGUUGAGGCUGCAGUCAUUUUCUGAAAGGCAGUGGAAUAGUGGCUGCAAUGUUUUGCUAAGCCUUUGGGCCCAAUCAUUUCCUCCCACACAGUUCCAAAUGAAUCUGACCUGCCUCCAUUCUAAAUUCCUUCACCUCACAUUGGCUGCUUUUCAGAGGCAGGCCAAUACAGAGUGUAGGAAUCAGCACCCCCAACUUCUGAGGCUCCUCCAAAGGAGGAGUUUCCUUGUGGAUCACUGGAGGAAGGCUACCUGCCACCAAACCUUCCCAAUUUAUAAUGCAGGUGAUCAGGACAGAGCAGACCCACUACAUUAACAGAUUAUACAUCCUGCUAAAUGCCUACAAAAUAGACAUGGCCAGCUGUUUGACUGGUGGAUGUUUUGUCAUUAGGCAGCUAUGCCCACCAAAAAUGUAGCCCACACCAGGAAGACUUGCAUGUGUUCCCUAUAAGGCUAUUUGUCUAGUUAGGAAACUAAAUUAAGCUGGCUCUGGUAGCAGCAGGAUUAAAAUUCCAUCCCUCUAAGCACUUCGCACAAAGGGUAAAGUUUAAUGAUGUUUGUCAGUUUUAACACACAUUUUAGAAAACAAAGCAGUAGUGUAGGCCUGUGAUGUACUAGCACUUGGCACUUUGGUUUCUAGGAAGCUUGCUUCCUCCAAGCAAUGGCCAACUCCUAGGUUCUAUUGUUCUUCACUUCUAUUUUCCCUACCCCAGGAAGCUUCAGAUAUUUCUUUAAAUAUUAGCAUGCACAGAAGUACCACCUCACAAAUACCAAUUUCACUGCAGCAUGAUUUAGCAAAACACCAAAUAAGACUUAAUGGUGUAGCCCAAAGUAGGUUUUGCAAGAUUUUUAUUACUAUAUAUGAACAGUAGGGUGUUUGGAUUGCAUUUAGCAGGCAGCUUGACAUUUAGAAAUAAAUGAAUUCACUUCUAUGGCAAAGAAGUGUUUUUUCCUUCAGUGAACACCGUUCUUCAGAAUAUACUGCCUGUUUCCUGAUUUCAUUAGCAGUAAUCAAUACCCAAAUACCACCACUCCUGCUUAUAACAGAGCAGGUGACCUUACAUUAGUCUGAACUGAUCCAACAAGCACGUAUCUAUAAUACAUAGUAUACCACUUUGAGUUUCUCAGAUUGAAAAUUCAACUCAUUUUAGUUAUGACAAUACUCUUUAAACACUUAUUUUGGUACCAUGUGUUAGAAUUGCCUGUUAAAUGGACAAAUAAAAAAAUUGCAGUAAGUUUGCUGUAAAGAGCUAUUGCCUCAAUUUGUUUCCCAUAUCCAAAAGCAUAUUUGCACCAGUUUGUUUUAAUCUACAUCUCACAACAUACUGAAGUUACACUUUGCAAUCACACUGAGUUUAUUUUUAUCCACAAGGGAAUGUACAUGGUUAUUUUAAAAACCAUGAGAUAUUUACAAAGUAAGCUCCACAUUGCAGUUCUACAUAAAUCUGAACAGUUUUACCUUUAUGGGAAGAAGCAUUACAGGCUAGCUUCCUGUGUCAGGCACUAAUUUGAUUAGUUCUGUACAAAGAUCACAUGCGCAUUUGGUUUUAAUUGACUCAGUUACUCUGCUACUUAAUUUUGAAGUCUGAUUUGUAAUUAGUUCCUUUAUUUUAUUUUGGGGUAUAAUUUUUGGUGGCUUCUUACCAAACUUUCAACUGAUUUAGUAUCACUUAAUUUCAUCCUACUUAUGGAGAAUUGAAUAAUAACUAAGUUGUUGCACUAAGUUUAUUAAAUAAAGUCAAAACAGUAUUUGAUUAAAAGUAUGGAAGUAACAUAGAAAGACAUGACAUACUGGCAGAGUUACAUCACCUUGAGUUGUUAGCUUUAAGUCAUUCACAUGUUAGGAAAAAUUGUUUCC
Molecule: messenger RNA, 8086 nt
Organism: Pelodiscus sinensis (Chinese soft-shelled turtle)
Lineage: Eukaryota; Metazoa; Chordata; Testudines; Trionychidae
Gene: CEP68
Product: centrosomal protein 68
Source: RefSeq, a predicted model, not a curated record